This is a messenger RNA of Agrilus planipennis (emerald ash borer), 4124 nucleotides long. RefSeq names its product RING finger protein nhl-1. Gene Ontology annotation, biological process: negative regulation of translation; protein polyubiquitination; proteasome-mediated ubiquitin-dependent protein catabolic process. NCBI's taxonomy places the organism in Eukaryota, Metazoa, Arthropoda, Insecta, Coleoptera, Buprestidae. The coding region runs from base 272 to 4027 and encodes 1251 amino acids. The transcript is spliced from 9 exons. Gene Ontology annotation, molecular function: translation repressor activity; zinc ion binding; protein binding. The record is from RefSeq and is a predicted model, not a curated record.
CCACAGGAGAGACAACAGUCCACCAAGUGCCGGUGACAAGGUCGGCAACGGCCCAGCAGCCGUCGGCCUCAAAAUAUAGUGAAAUUCAUUUUUUAAUAACCGCAACCAUUACCACCCCGACAAAGUUCACCCGUUCCGGAAAUUGGAAGUUUCUACUAAACGCGACCUAAAGGAAGUCCCGAAAAAGUUCCGCCCUAAAAGGGCCUCGGAGAAAAGUACCCAGGUCUCAAAGCGCAGUUAGCAAGACCCCGUCAAAAAUAAAUAAGAUAACAUGGAGCAGUUCGAACAACUGUUAACAUGUGCCAUCUGCCUGGACCGAUACAGGAACCCGAAAUUGCUUCCAUGUCAACACAGCUUCUGCAUGGAACCAUGUCUGGAAGGACUAGUUGACUACGUCAGGAGACAGGUGAAAUGUCCAGAAUGCAGGGCAGAGCACAGAAUACCGUAUCAGGGAAUCCAAGGAUUUCCUACAAAUGUAACACUUCAACGCUUUUUGGAACUUCAUAUUGAAAUAACGGGCGAACUACCUGACCCGACGAGUGGUCAGGUCAUGGAAAGAUGUAACGUAUGUUCAGAAAAAGCAUAUUGCAGUUAUUGCCACCACUGCGAAAAGAAGGUUUGCCCGGAUUGCAAAGGAGCUCACAUGGACAUAUUACGAAGGGAAAUAACGAGAAUAAACAAUCAAAUUCGACGAAGUAUUCACCGCUUACAAGAUUCACUUUCAUUGGUUGAAAAGAAUACACAGAAUAUCCAAGUUAAUUGUCUUUCAGUUUCUGAAGAAGUAGAAGAAAUUUACAGGCGCCUAUCAAAAGCUCUCAAAGACAGGACGGAUUACUUAAGAGGUGAAAUAGAUAGGUAUUUAGGAACUGAACUGCGAGGUCUCACUGGCCUUAAAGAUAAUUUAGAACAAGAAAUAUCUAAUAUACUAAGCAACUGUGAUCUAGCUGACAAGCACAUAACCGAAAACGCGGAUUGGGAUGACUGCGAAUUAAUGGAUGCCAAAGAGAUAUUCCUUAGAACUGUAGAAUUUAUUAGAAAUUUCGAAUAUGAAAAUUCUGACUAUAGUAGAAAAGUCAGACUGAUAUUGGCGCAUGAUCCUAAUCAGCUGGUGCUGCAUGUUGCUGGUUUUGGUGAUCUCAACAUAGCUAAUUUACCUUCAUUUGGACAAACGUCAAGUGCUCUUCAACCAUCAACGCCAGGCUUGAUGAGAUCCAAAAGCGAUCACAGACUCGCAACACAGUUUCGACAACAAGAGGAAAGAAGCGGGUAUGAUAGAGGUUACGGCGAAGGAGGGCAAGAAGAACUGCCUUUAGGUGGUAGAAAGUUUGGAGAUAGGCACAUUAAACCUGCUGUUGAUAAGUACGAUCGUUACAGUCGAAGUGGUGCCGCAGAUUAUGGAGAUGAUUACGAAGAAGGCGUGAGACCGAGUAGAAAUAGAUAUCGUUCGAGAUUCACUCGCCACGCUGCCGGAGAUAAUGAUUCAGAUGCUGAACAGAGCAGCAGAGGAGUCAGAUUUUCCGAACAUCAACAGAAAGAAAGAGAACGCUCUUUAGAUACUGAAGAAGUAACGCGUGGACCACUCAGUGGAAUUCAGAGGUUAGCAGAUUCUCCAAGAGUAAUGAAGAAGUUGCAGGACUUCGAAACCAAUAAGAAAAAGGAAAAAGAUGCUCCACCACCAACGCAGCCUACCAUUCAACCAAAAGUUGCUCCAAAGAAACCUCCAACCACUAGGCAAGUUAGCGAAGAAGACGAAAUAUCGAAAAUAAAAAAACAAAACAAGGGUGCAACCACAUCUGCGACAGAAACAACGGAGACACGACCUCCGGCACCAGAACGCGUGGCUGCUUUAAAAAGGGAGGAAACAGAGGAUAGACACGGAAAUAGGAAAACUCCCGCCUCAGAGGCGGUAACGAGCGAAGAAGAAUCCGACGUGUCUGUUAGCACUUUGCAGGCGCGUAAGCAAGCGCAGCAGCAAACCAAAACAGCAACUCCUCCAGCAAGAAGACCGUCAGUAGAAACGCCUCCGGUGGUGCACAAAAAAACACGAUCGACUAGCUCCGAUUCGAGUGCAUCUACCGAAUCUUCUGGAUCUUCAAGCGCUGUGCGUAACACCGGCGCAGCUUACACAACCGAAGAGGUUAAACAAAAAAUUCUUUCUAAAGGAACUGCCGAAAAUGUCGCCGACAGUCAGAAAACGAAAAGUGUAGCACCAACUGCAACAACCCAGAAACCGUUCCAAAGUAGAUUUUUGCCAAACAGACAACCUACUACUCCAGCAGCUAUAACUAAAGAGGAAGAGGACGAAAGUGAAACAUCAUCAGAAGAAGAAACAGAAACUGAAGAGGAAACAGACAACGAAUCAACAUCUAAACCGCCUGAUAAGUCAAUGGCCAAUACGGAUAUAGGGGCCCUGUUAGCAAGAAGCGCUCAGGCACGUGACAACACUUCAGAAGCAUCAAUACGAAGCGUUAACCGAGAUUCUCCGACUGGAAGAUAUCGUUCCAAGCCAGCGGAAGAAGACUACAGCUACAGCAGUAGAGCUCUUAACAAAAGUAAGACCACGUCAGGAGUUCAAAAUGAUGACGAUUCAAAAUACGGUUCCACAUACUCAACUCCAGAUGAUGAUAAAUAUUCAAGCAGCAGAUCUAGGUAUGCAGCUUUAAAAGAUAGACGACAACGACUAGCUCGAAGUAGAAGUACACAUACUUUUGGAGAUGAUGAUGAAGUAGACGAACCUAUUUCACCAACUACAGCUAAUCCAACUGCCUACCUGACUUCCAGAGGGUACGGUUCCUCAACAUCAUCAGGAAAUGAUAUUGCACGGAGCCGUUCGUCGCACGCGCUCAAAUCGAGAGAAAGUUCACCAGAUAGGAAUAUCGGUGCCGAAAAAGAUGGAGCUGCCAUGAGCUCUUGGGCUAGGUAUCUGAAAAAUAAAUACGGAAAUAGAAGCGGAACGAAAGAUAAAGAUAGCGGAGCGAGCGGUGUUGGCUCAUCGUCGUCCUCUUCUGCGGCAGCACGACGAUUGUCUUUAGGAUUACCGCUUAGGUCAUCAACAGAUUUAGGGAGCUCUGAUGACGACCAAAAAAACACGGAAGGCUCCCCCACUACCCCUACAGCAGCUACGGUGGCAGCAGCCGGUACCAUCGCAGCGGCAGGUACCUCCCCUAGGAGUCAGUACCUACAAAAGUGCCACUUACUGUUCAAGAUAGGGGGGCGGGGGAGCGAGCCCGGAUUAUUUACUUGGCCCCGCGGCGUAGCCGUGGGUCCUGACAAUACUAUUGUGGUCGCAGAUUCAUCAAACCACAGAGUUCAAGUCUUCGAUGCUAAUGGUAACUUCCUGAAAGAAUUUGGACAAUACGGUAACGCAGAAGGUGAAUUUGACUGUUUGGCUGGAGUAGCAGUUAAUAGAAUAGGCCAAUAUAUCAUUGCAGAUCGUUACAAUCACAGAAUUCAGGUCUUCGAUCCGUCAGGACGAUUUUUGAGAGCCUUCGGCAGUCAAGGUACUGCUGAUGGGCGUUUUAAUUAUCCAUGGGGCAUAACAACUGAUGCGUUAGGUUUCAUCUACGUUUGUGAUAAAGAGAACCACAGAGUACAGGUUUUUCAAUCAGACGGAACCUUCGUGGGCAAAUUCGGAACCAUGGGUAAUAAACCUGGACAAUUAGAACAUCCUCAUUACAUUGCUGUUUCUAACACGAAUCGAGUUGUUGUAUCCGAUUCGAAUAAUCACAGAAUACAAAUAUUUGACGUAAACGGCAGGGUACUUUCUUCAUUUGGAAGCGAAGGUGCUAAUGACGGACAAUUUAAAUUCCCUAGGGGAGUUGCUGUUGACGAUCAAGGCUAUAUAAUAGUUGCUGAUUCAGGAAAUAACAGAAUUCAAGUGUUCAAUCCUGACGGAAGUUUCUUAAGGGCGUUUGGAUGUUGGGGUGCGCGAGAUGGAGAGUUUAAAGGACUGGAAGGAGUUGCUGUUACAUCGAGUGGAAAUAUACUUGUUUGUGAUCGUGAAAACCACAGAAUUCAAGUUUUCUGAUUUGUUAUACAUAUUAACACAUUUGUUAUAACACAUUUGCAUUUUCGAUAAGCAGUGUGUAGAUAUUGAGUUUUGGAAUAAAUUUACUUACUACUUU